This is a messenger RNA of Podospora pseudopauciseta, 7116 nucleotides long. RefSeq names its product inositol hexakisphosphate and diphosphoinositol-pentakisphosphate kinase (gene VIP1). Gene Ontology annotation, molecular function: inositol hexakisphosphate kinase activity; 5-diphosphoinositol pentakisphosphate 1-kinase activity; diphosphoinositol pentakisphosphate kinase activity. Lineage: Eukaryota; Fungi; Ascomycota; Sordariomycetes; Sordariales; Podosporaceae. The record is from RefSeq and is a predicted model, not a curated record. The coding region runs from base 553 to 5883 and encodes 1776 amino acids. Gene Ontology annotation, cellular component: cytosol. Gene Ontology annotation, biological process: inositol metabolic process; inositol phosphate biosynthetic process. The transcript has 2 exons.
GCGAGGCCAGUCGUGGCAGUCUGGCCAUCAGCUUCGUGCCCUUCUCUCGGCCCCUUCCAUUCGCAUUGGCCAUUCGCCAUUGAAGAGAAUCUACGGAUGCCACUGCUUGGCUGGGCCACUACUGUCCCAGACUCUUUCAUUUUCACGUGGAACAGACGGCACCCCAGAGCGGAAUCGGAUUGCGGCAGGGACUGGCACAAAACAAAAGUGUUUGGCGUUCUUGUUUUUCGUUCUGCUUCUGUUUUGUUUCUUCCUAUUGCUUGGUAGAAAAUCAGCUCUAGACCGUUUAUUGCCACAUCUUGUCAGUAUCGAUUGACCAUUCUUGUACCAUAAAUAAUCCCCGUCGUGUCAGUCUUAUCUGACUGGUAGCAUUUCGGUAUCGAGCAUUUCCAGACCGUCCACAAACACGUCUCUUUCAGCCUCCCUUCCCCCUGAAGCCUCUCGUUCUUUUGUUCCCUUCCAGGAACCAGCAAGCCACACACCGAGAGUGCCGUGCCAACCCAAAGGAAGAAGCUCGAACUCGUUCCGGUGCCCGCAUUUUCUGUCCUAGCCAUGGACACAAACUCUGACAAGUCGAAGCUUGACGAAGCAGGCCUAUCAUCGGUGGAGUCCACAGAGCCGGUGAACGGAUACUUUGCGCCACGAGAAAAGGGAAAAGAGCAAGGACAGGCAGAGCCAGCUGCAAACUCAACGUCGCCAGCAGUCACACCGGCAGGCGCGCCGCCACCAGCACCAGUCUCGCCGGUGAGAACUAGAACGCACCGAACCAGCUUCCAUAUGCGCAACCUCUCCUCGUCUUCUCUCGCCAGUCUUACCAACCGCAAGAGCAAGCAGGCCGAUCCUGGAACAACUCUCGCGGAGGCCCACGUUGACCGCACGAAUCUCUCCAUGCCCCCACCUUCCACGGCUAUUACUCACCAAGCGUUGAAAGCCCAUCUGCCAGCCCAAGGUCAUCUUGUCCGUCGAGACUCAUCCCAUUCCGACGCCUGGAGCGAAGACGCCACCAGCCUCCGCCGUGUCCCAACCAAUCCCUCCGAGCAACCUUAUUCCCCUCGAGAUUUUGGAGAUUCUUCUUCGGCAACCGCCAUUGAAGAAUCCGAGACCCCUCGCCUGUUGCCCAGCACUCAGAGCGAGACAGGACUGUAUCGCCACAACCAACUACCAGAACCCGCCUACCGCAGCGCCCGCUCUUCCUUUUCCGAGGCCGGCGCAAGCGCCAGCAACCGCGUGAGCAUUGGGUCGAUUUAUAGUCUUGCCUCUGCUCGCGGAGUCAUCAGCUCAGCUGCUUCUGCCAACGGAAGCGACAACAAUAGCAUCUCUGGCGUCCCUGGCCAUCGGUCAGUGUCUGGCAUCAUGGCUACCAAUAAGGCAGCCCAGCCUGAAGCGACCAUGUCGAACGUCACAGUUACCACGGGAAGUCAGGGAUCUCAUCAGGGUGCCCUUCAGCUUGCUCCUCGGGAGGCGAGAGGUCAAACUGUUGGUGAUAUAGGGAAGACGACUGGUCAGCAAUCUCAAGCAAGUGGCGAUACGCAGCAGAAAACAGGAACAACCCCUACUCCUCGUCCUCAACCUACUCGAUCGCGAAGCCGGGCCAAGCGCAGGUUCAGCGGUAGUACCGCGGCCAGCAGCCACAGCCCUAGCGGAGACCGUGUCGUUUCCCAUCAUCACCACCGCGGAGAGAAGGAAGAACCUAGGCCCGCUCCCUGGGGCGUCAUCGGCGUCUGCGCGCUGGACGUGAAAGCCCGGAGCAAGCCUAGUAGAAAUAUCUUGAACCGCCUGAUUCAGAACCGCGAAUUCGACGUCUGUGUAUUUGGGGACAAGGUUAUUCUUGACGAGUCCAUUGAGAACUGGCCCAUCUGCGAUUACCUGAUCUCAUUCUACUCGGACGGCUUCCCGCUUGACAAGGCCAUUGCGUACGUCAAGGCCAGAAAACCUUUCUGUGUCAACGAUGUGCCUAUGCAAAAGAUUCUUUGGGACAGAAGGCUGUGCUUGAGACUGUUGGAUAGAAUCAACGUCCCCACUCCCCAAAGAAUUGAAGUCAACCGUGAUGGCGGCCCCCGGCUUCUUACACCUGACGUGUGUAAGCACAUCAAGGACAUUAGUGGGAUUGUCUUCGAGCCCACGGAUCCUGAUCCGGAGGCCGCCAGAGCAGCUGCUCCCCGCAAGGUUGAGCUGCUGGAUGGUGGUGACAUCCUGUCCGUUGACGGAACCUUGAUCAAGAAGCCAUUUGUCGAGAAGCCAACCAGCGGUGAGGACCACAACAUCAUCAUCUAUUUCCCUUCUUCCGCAGGCGGCGGCGCAAGGAAGCUUUUCCGGAAGAUUGGCAACAAGAGCAGCGAGUAUGUCGAGGGACUAUCUGUCCCGAGGUGCAUCACCCAUCCCGAGGAGAGUUUCAUCUAUGAACGCUUUAUGCAAGUUGACAAUGCUGAAGAUGUAAAAGCUUACACGGUUGGGCCAACAUACUGCCACGCAGAGACGAGAAAAUCGCCAGUGGUGGACGGCGUCGUGAGGCGUAACACGCACGGCAAAGAGGUCCGGUACGUCACAGGGUUGAGCGCCGAGGAAAAGGAGAUCGCCAGCAAGAUCAGUACCACGUUUGGUCAGCGCGUUUGCGGUUUCGACUUUUUGCGCGCCGGCGGGAAGAGCUACGUAAUCGAUGUCAACGGUUGGAGUUUCGUCAAGGAUAAUGAUGAUUACUACGAUCACUGCGCCAACAUUCUCAAGGAGAUCUUCAUCAAAGAGAAGCUUCGCAAAGAGGGACUCACCCCUCCCAUUCCAUCGCCUGCGAUCUCCGACGUGGACCCUAUGGCGGCCAGCAUGGCGGUUCGUGCGGCGUACGCGAAUAAGGAGAGGGAGUUGGUCGCCCAUGUGGCUGCCCAGCAGGCGCAAAGCAGGGCAAGUAUGGACAAGCCAGCUGUGGCCAGGGAGGUGCCAGGUGAGGUGGUUAGCAGCCAGACAAUCACGAUCAAGGGAGACUCGAAAUACGGGAGCAUACCUGCUAGUCCCUUGGCCAGUCAGUUCUCGUCUUCGGUGGCUGACAGUGUACCUUCUACUGCCCCCUCGACUGUUUCUGCGGCGCCUUCUGUCAUGCAGGUUGACACGCCGACAACCGUUACCGCCGUCCAAGAUGACCAAGAACCUCCUCCUCCACCGCCCCCCAAACCGAGUUGGAAGCUCAAGGGUGUCGUGUCCGUCAUUCGUCACGCGGACCGAACGCCAAAGCAAAAGUACAAGUUCACUUUCCACACUGCGCCGUUCAUUGAGCUUCUCAAGGGCCAUCAAGAAGAGGUUCUUCUCAUCGGCGAGCCUGCCCUCGCCAGUGUCCUCGAUGCCGUGGAUGUGGCAAUGAGGGAGGGUGUUGAAGACCGCAACAAGCUCAAAGCUCUCCGCAACGUGCUCAUCAAGAAGGGCAGCUGGGCCGGCACCAAGGUUCAGAUUAAACCCAUGUUCAGGAAGAAGCCAGAGGACAAGGAGAAGAAGAAGGACAAGAAGAGCGAUACUUCGGCUGAAGAUGACGGCAAGACUGAGAAAAAGAACGAAAUCGACACAAUGAAGGAGGAGGACCACCCACUCCAGACCGAGACCGAGGGCGAAGGUGACAAGGCCGACAGCGAUGCGUACAAGACCCGGAGAUCGCCUAAGCGCCAUGAUUCUCUGUCAGGCGUCACGAUGUCCAAGUUCACCGCCGCGGAAGAAAGCCUCGUUCUCGACAAACUCCAGCUCAUUGUCAAAUGGGGCGGCGAGCCCACGCACUCUGCUCGCUACCAAGCGCAGGAGCUCGGCGAAAGCAUGCGCAGUGACUUGGGCCUCAUGAACCGCGAGGUUCUCGAUGAGGUUCAUGUCUUCAGCUCCUCGGAGCGUCGCGUCGUGACUUCGGCUCAGAUCUGGGCGGCCAGCUUCCUCAACAAGAAGGAUGUGCCCGAGGAUUUCAUCACCAUUCGUAAGGAUCUUUUGGAUGAUUCUAACGCGGCCAAGGACGAGAUGGACAAGGUGAAGAAGAAGCUUAAGGGGCUUCUUCGGAAGGGCAACGAGAGGCCGCCUCAGUUCGCUUGGCCAGACAACAUGCCUGAGCCGGCCGAGGUGCAGACGAGGGUGGUGCAGCUGAUGAACUUCCACCGCAAGGUCAUGCAGCACAACUACGCGAAGCUGUAUAGUGGUGCAGUGAACUCGCUGAACGCCAUCAACAACCCCUCUUCUGGUGAUAAGGGCGCCGCCGAUGGGAACUCCACCUCUGGUGUGUCAAUCUCGUCGCUUGCGUCGGUUGGUUCCUUGUCGCAGGCUAAUGCGGUGACGGGCAUCCAGGCGAGGUGGUGCUGCGGUGAGGAUGCGGAGCUGUUCAAAGAGCGCUGGGAGAAACUCUUCGCCGAGUUCUGCGAUGGCGAGAAGGUUGAUCCGAGCAAGAUCUCGGAGCUCUAUGAUACCAUGAAGUUUGAUGCCCUCCACAAUCGCCAGUUCCUCGAGUGGGUGUUUGCGCCACCAAAGAACAUGCUUGAAGAUGAGUACAAGACCAAUUUCGGAAAAGGUCCGUCGCCAGCGGCAUCUUCGUCGUCGUCGUCGUCCAACGGGAAGACGUCAACCGCGUCGGCAACGGCAUCCAGCUCUGUGCCGGCGAUCGCCAGCGGAAAGGAUUCGGAGGAUAGUGUUCGAGCGGCACCUCUGCCAGAGGAGACUAAAACAGAGAGGUCAGCUUCGAGUCUUAGUGAGAAGAUUGAGAAGGAGGGCCACAAGGCUGUGAAGCGGAUCUUCCGUAGGAGGUCGUUCCUCAACGGCCUGCGACCCUCGAGCAAUGUCGACGCUGAGCUUCCAGAGAGGUACUUUCACCUUCACCGCGGCAACAGCCAGACAAAGGCCAAAACCGACGCCCGAUUUGAGCCCCUUCGGGAGCUGUACCAGCUGGCCAAGGUUCUCUUCGAUUUCAUCUGCCCGCAGGAAUACGGCAUCUCGGACAGCGAGAAGCUUGAGAUCGGUCUUCUGACCUCGCUCCCCUUGCUCAAGGAAAUCGUCCAGGACCUCGAGGACAUGCAGGCGUCCGAGGAGGCCAAGUCAUUCAUCUACUUCACAAAGGAAUCUCACAUUUACACGCUGCUCAACUGCAUUCUGGAGGGCGGCCUCGAGACUAAGAUCAAGCGGGCCACGAUCCCGGAACUGGACUACCUGUCGCAGAUCUCCUUUGAACUGUACGAGAUGCCGGCCAACCCACCCAUUGACGCCGAGGGCACACCCGUGUUCAACUACAGCAUCAAGAUUACCAUUAGCCCCGGCUGUCAUGUGUUCGACCCGCUGGAUGUGCAGCUCGACAGCAAGCACUGCAUUGGGUGCGCGCCCAGGAGAAGCCUGACGGCUCAUGCCGACUGGAUGUUUGUUAUUGAGACCUUGAGGGCAAAGUUCCAUCAAGUCAAAUUGCCCAAGACCUUUUUGGCCGUCAACCUAUCGGAUGCCUUUACGUUCCAAGAGAAGCAGCACAACGGUGACGAGAACGUAGCUACUCCUGGUUCAACCGGUGGAGCUGAAGGUGGCGAGAAGGAAGGCCUGGAGAUGAAGACGGUUGAGCAUGCCGCCGCCACCACUACUGGUCCUCUUGAUAAUACAGCUGAAACCACGGGGGACGCUGCUGCCGCUUCCGAAAGCACCACCAUCACCACUGCUGCUACCACUGAUGAGGUGGAGACUGCCACGCCGACGAAUGAAUCUGUCGCUACUGUCGUCGCCACCCCAAAGGUGGGCGAGAUCAAGGAAGGACAAGCCGAAGAAGCGGCGGAAGAGGGUGUGGAUGCGUCUACACCUGUACCCACACCUGUGGCCGCCGCCGCUGCUAGUAACAUGACCGCCACCCUCAAGACAAGCGACCCAAAGCCGGAAGCUGCUGCUGACGACAAGCUGUAAACUACCGCGCCGCACGGGUAGGGGACGGGGCGGGUGGGGAAGAAAGGACAGGAUAGGGGGAAGCUUGUUGUUGUACAUCAUGAUGUGCGUGGGUUGGGGGUGUGGAUUGGUCUGGAUCGCAUCCUCAGCCCGCUCGUCUUCUUCAUCGCGCCCCUGGAUCGGAAGUCGUUGCCUGUCAAGUAACCUGUUGUCGUUCAGUGGGCCGGCCCGAAUCGCCCAACACCGCACAGAUUCAGUCACUCGUCAUUCUCACACCCCCCUCCACUAGGCAGGCGGUCCCAGCAAAGAGAAAACUGUCACUUAACGGCCCGGGAGUUAUAUCUGAAGCGAACUAGACCGGGGUGUGGGUGCACUAGGUUGAUCGAUCACAAAAGUCAUACCAACUUGGCACGCUUUUACUAGGUUCAUGCUCUGCGGAACAGAUAACGGUGAAAGUGUGUGUGUGCGUGUGUGUGUGUGAUGUCAACCAUGGUGGCUUGCCUUCUUGUCUUGCCUUCUUGUUUUCCUGGUUGAGAGUGGAGAUUUUGGUGUAUGUAAAUACGAAGCAAGUGGAGGAUGGUGGUGACGAGUCCCGAAGUUCCGCCUAAAGAGGGCCGUUUGGCGUGUUUUUGCUUUCCUUCCUUUUUUUUUUCGUGCGCACAAGCAUCAUCGAAGAUCCUUCAGCUUUCCAUUGUUGUUAGCCUUGUCAGGGAUAAAGUAGUAACAGCUGAGCCUAAGCCGGGGUGGGAAAGGCUUGGGAAACCAGGAGAGCGUUUUUGUCUCGAUUAGGCAAUCUGGCAUUGCCUCUGGGCUCUGGGAAUGGAGACGGACGGGUGUAUGUGUUGCAAAAAGGAUCGGUUGCGUAGGGAACCACACCGGCCGGUGCAUUCAUGAGAUAGGAGGUCAACUGAGUAAGCGGCGUCUUUUACUCUGCUCGAUGUGGACCUCCAAUGCAAAGACGCACGACAAAGCGUCUUUGGUUGCGUUUGCUUGGACGUCGUGCAAGGGGAGGGUGGUGUUUACUUUUUCGAGGACUAUAGGUACGGUCAGGCCGGGAAGGCCGGCCGAGGGUGGAAAAGAGCCAAAGAGAGGAAAGAUGAAAAGGCGGCACCCAUGGUUCAAGAAACAACGGAUCCGGAGGUUUGCUGGUUUACAACUGGAGGAGUGGAUUCAGAGACAACGACCCCAGCCUGUUUGGGAGAGAUUGUGCUAUCUGGGGGAAGGGCAUGGAGGAAUUGCUGGGAAUGGGGGGGG